AGGUUUCUCUUCCUACUUAACGGAACCCAGCUAUAGAAGUUGGUUAGCUGGCCAUUUCAUGUUUGUUUUCUAAAGAUGGAUCUUUUUAAAGAACCAUUACUCUUUCUCAUCAGAUGUACAUCGAGAAAAGGAAUUGAUUGGUCUCUUUCCCUUUCUAAUAUAUUUCGCUGAACUUCGUGUCUUAAUUUUAAACUUUUAAAAUUACAAAACAAACCCAUAGACAAGUACUUACUAAGAAUUGUAUACGCGAAAAAUGUUUCUGAAAAAGGUAAUAUGUUAAAAAAUAUAUGAAGGUCGUGAGCAUCCCACUGCAUACUACACUACUGUUUCAUUUUAUAAUGUCGGUUUAAUUCAAGUCUGCUUUUUGCCAUCUUUAUAGUUAAAAAAGGCAGAAAUUGUAUGAAAAUGUCAAGGUUAAUUUUUUUGAUUGGUCAGUUUUAAAGUAUCUCGCGUCAAAUAUCACUAGUAGAAUGCCAUAAAUAAUCGGUUUUAGAGAAAUUCCGGUAAAGCGAAUGUAUGAGCAUUGCUUUAUAUACGUUUGUAGAAUAUUUUAUUUGAGUUGCAAUGGGAUACUGUCCAAUAAAUCUUUGUAACAUUUACUCGCAAAUGGGUGUCUUUGUAAUAAACGAGAACUCAAGUGGGAACAACCGAUGCAUUUUUUAUACAAAAUACAGAAUCUUUCGGUAAAAUAUGAUAACCAUACAUUAAAUACUUCAUUCACAAAUUUAAAUCACCUAUCCAUCAUAUCCUGUAUGAUUCUUCCGGUUCACAAUUCCUUUCUAUGUUCCCUUCCAUUCUUUUCUACUGUAUUUUCUUGGUCUUCCGCUGCCAGUUUUUUCAUUUCCGAUUGUUGUUACAUACUAAUUAUAUUGUUAAACAUAAGUAGCAUAUACCAUAGUCUAUAUCACAAACAUACUGUAUUACCUUGAAGAAGUAGUCAUUAGCGAUCACACCAUUACUAUCUACUCUUUUCGUUAUGGAUUUCAUCCCGAUUUUGAAAUGAUUUUCUUUACCCAUGACUUCAGCUGGUGAACCAUUAAACUUACGAUGUUUUGGCAAGUAGCCACGACUAAUGGAUCUCAGUUAUCUCAUAGAUGAGAACAUUAUCGUUGUGACUUUAUGAGCCGCUUGUUAUCACGCAAUCUAUUCGCCAAUCGAAACACGACUUAUUCGCUCUUAGACUGUACUAAACCAAUGACGUUCGACUGGUCUGAUCAGCCUAGCGCCCUAUUGGUUCGUUGCUCGCCUAGCCCGUUCAGCUGAGUCCAGAAUGCGAAUAACAGCCCCCAAUAUGCGAAUUAUUUAUUUCGGACAUACUGGGUCUAUAUACCAAACAAACAGACCGCAACGCGACAUAAAAUAGGAAAUAACAUUUGUACAUAAUCAAGCCAAAAAAGUGGCUGUGAACGUGGGAGUCAGUAGUCAAUAAACUGAACAUAACUUAAGAACAGUAAACCUUACAAUAAUAGUAUAUAUGUCAAGAUAAAGCUUAUAACAGGGGGAAUAUAUAUAUAUAUAUACAUAACCUAGUUACUGAAUAUUUAUACCGUAAGAAUAUAUAAAUAAUAUUAGUCCAUUAAUAGGUCUAAGACGUUACUCCUAAUGUAAUCUUCACUAGGAUAUAACAGUUGUCAUCUAUGAAAAUGAACGGUCGUUUUGAUGUCACAAAAAAGCGUAAUUCAGAAAUUGAAUCACCGGGACUCAAUUCAUUGACCUAAAGAUAACGCGUUCAACGCAAUAAAUGAAGGUUUUCAAUUCAGUCUUUCACACAGUCGUGUUUGAAUACUGAUGAAAAGUUAUACAAACAACUGUUUAGGAACCCUUGUCUCUCAACAGGUUCUUAGCUUGAACUAGUCUGUGAUAAAAGUCAUUCAAAAAUAUCUCCUCAUUAACUGGAUUUAUUCAUCAUAUGAUUAAAAAUUAUACACAUUCAUUCAUAAAAACAACAACGUUGAUCAUUAUUAUGAAACAUGUUACUUCUUAGGUAGUGUUACGUAGUCACCAGUUUAAUUUUAACAGCGUAUCAAUUGGGUGGUAAACGUCUAUUAAUAGGUGACUAUGAAUUAUUAAUAAAUUUUUUAACUGCAGACAGAGGGACUAACCUUAUUUUUGCGUGACCAAGCAAAUCUAAAGAAUCGUGCUGUACCAGGUACGUCUCCACGCAGAGAGAAACCAAAGUGGGAUUCAAAAUUCAACGCGAAUUUAUAUGCUUUUGCUUCACCUGAUGACCAAUUUUUGCGAACAAAACUGCAUCAUUACUACGAAUUAAAUGAAGUUAAAAGUAAAAAUAUUCGCGCUGAAGAAUCAGUUAAACAGUCCACAAAUGAAUGGUUAGAAAAUUAUGGUUUAAAAGCGAAACGAUUAACACUCGAUGAUUUCAUUGCUAUGGGUAAAAUUCCAGACGGUGUAAUGGAAGAAUUUUCAGCAAAUUCAGAUUUAACUUUGAAUCAUAUUGUGGAUGGAUUCAGAAAAAAUCUCCCGUCACAUCUCGAAUAUAACUCAAAACAAGUUAAUCAAUUUGAAUGUGGACUUCACGAAUCUAUCUUCACAUAUACUAACAGAAUAAGAUGGUUGAUGGAGGAUACAAGGAAAAUAUUUGGUUUAAUUCGUGGAGAAAAUAUUGGUCUUCUGUUGGAUAGUUCAGAUGCAAACCUGGGCUUCAAUAGAGAUAAGCAAUUUAAAGAACAUUUAAUGGAAUUAGUCAACGAACAAAUAACUGCAGACAGGCUAAAAACAUUAUAUGUAGCUAGUUAUGGAACAAAUAUUAAUUCAUUAUGGCCAUAUCCAAUGUGUGCAAAUUCACGUGCUAUAAAUGAAUUAAAGUAUUUUAUUAGAGAACAAUUAAUACCAAUGGGUGGAUCGAAUUUGUUGAGUGGAAUAAAACAUAUGAUUAUGUUUGGUAGAAAACAAUUAGAUGUUAUCAUCAUAAUAUGUGGAAGUUAUCCAGAUCAACCUGCUAUAUUUAUUCAACAAUAUUUAGAGCAAAUAUUUGCUGGUUUCACAUCACCUCGACUACAUUUGGUUGCUUAUGAUUGUCGUAAUCCUGAAGUAAAUCAAUUGUUAGCUCAACUGGCCACAAUAAAAAAUGAUUUUAUCUACCAUUGCUAUUUAACUGAGAAUGAAUCGGCUGUGUAUACAAGUGAUGAAAUCGCUCGUCUACUGAAAGAGAUAAAUGAUGCACAGAAAGUUCUUGAAGUUGUUGGUCAUCUAAGACAAGAAAUGGAGAGCUCAUCUACGAUUGCUCAGCAAGCUAUAGAUGAAGUGAAUAUGGUAUCCAAUGCAAUAUGUAAUUCACCAGUAUACUACCUACCUCAACCGACUGAUACAAGUUUACUGCAUGGAAAACUUCAGUUGGAUCAUUUGCAUAGACAAUGUUGUAGACAAUGGAAACCUUUCCAACCAACUUCUUCUCAAGUUUGGUUACAUAAACAUGGGCUGAAAGCUCGUAAACUAAAUUUAUUUCAGAUAUUGGCACCAAAUGCAUAUUCACAAGUUGUUGGUUAUGUCCCAUCAAUUCAACGCUCUGUUAGUGCUCAAAUACAUGAAAAGUGCAUGGUUCAAGUUAGGUGGCUUGAUGGAUCAAUUAAAAAUGUCCAUGUUGAUCCUAAUGAAUUAUAUAAAUACCAAACACAGAUAACAAAUUUGGUUGGAUUAUUAGAAAAACGAAUUCAUUGGUUAACUCAAAAAAGUCGUGGAUACUUUGGCACCCUUAUAGAACCGAACGUAAUAAUUUUAAUUGAUUUAUCAGGGUAUAAUACUAUCUAUAUGGUUCAUAUACACUACUGUCUACGUCAUUUACUCGAAGAACAAAUUUCAACAAAAUCCAAAUUUAAUUUAAUGAUAUUUGGUUCGGAUUCUAAGGCUUAUCAAUCGAAUUUAAUUGAUGUGAAUGCUAAUAAUUUACAAGCUUCAUGGGAUUGGUUUAAAACGCACAAUUGCAGUGGCAGUCGUAAUUUAUUAAGUGCUUUGAGAUUGGUGUUUGAAAGUCAGUCAGAAAAAGAUUUGUUUGAAUCACAUUUAGGAAUUUAUAUAUUUACAUCAGGUAUACCUGAUCAGGAUAGUGAAGUGAUUUCAUCUUAUUUGGAAGCUAAACGUUGUACGUUUUUAAAUACCCAUGUACAUGUGGCAUUAUACCAUGUGGACAAUACCAUUACAGAUAAACACUUUCCAUGUCGUUAUGCAAACAUUACAGAAACUGCAAAUUCUUUACGUGAAAUAGCCCAUUCAACCCCAAAUGGACGUUUUCAUUGGUUUCGUGAGAAUGGUAUCAUAGAAAGCGAUGAUGUUCGCGUUCUGUUGGAUGAAAUAGACGAAGCGGUCAGCUAUUCAAAACAAGCUCAGUUACUUGUAGCAUCAAUCACAGAUAAACGAGUCGGAUCAGAAGUUAAUUGGAAUAAGUCUGAUAAAAGCAUAGUUUCAAAGAGUAGCAGUACGGCUAAUCAAUUAAUGGGUGGGUGGGAUCCUUCAAAUCAAAUUGAACCGCGUUUAAACUUAUUAACAUUGGCUAGGAAAGAAGCUAUUGACGCAAAAAUGAAAAGUAUUACCACUGAUAAUGAUUCACAUCCAAAAGCUUUGACAUGGUAUCAAGAGAUCAAUAACACUGACAGGAUACGAUCUAAUCCAAUGAAAAGUAAAGUUUCUGGAAGAAAAAAAUCUAAUACCUUAGUAAAACCAAUUCAAAUUAAACGAUUCAACUGUCAAAUACCUACAGAUGAAGAAAGACUUACGAGUCGUGAAUGGUUACGUAAAUACAGUAUUCGUAGUUUGGGACUUAAUUUGACGCGUCUCACAUCCGGAAUGGAUUGUAAACAUGAAAUGUCUUUUGUUAAUUCCACUCGAACAAUGGUUCAUGCACGCUAUUGUAGCGGAUUGUUUCCUCUUGUAAAUGUGGCUGGAACUCUUAGACAUCUUCAGUAUACCUUGGACGAACUAGAAGCUUUUGAACAAGAGGUUGUUAAAGCAUUAAAACGUUAUGUCAAACGUUAUGAAUGGUUAACUACAGGAUCGAGGAAGUAUUUUGGUCUUAUAUGUGAAGAAUGUAUAGUCAUUUUGAUUGAUACAUCUGGCUCAAUGGAUGCUCAUUUGAAUGAAAUAAAAACGUAUCUGAAGCUUUUAAUAUGGGAACAAUUACACAAGAACAAGGUGUUUUUCAAUAUGGUUAGUUUUAGUAGUACAUUACUUGAGUGGCAGGCUUCCGGUGUAGUAAUGGCAGAUGAAAUAUAUUGUCAUGAUGCUAUUGCAUGGAUUGAUCAACUGAAGGCUACGGGUGGUACGUGUACCGGUGAAGCAAUUCUGUGUGGUUUAAAUCAUUUACAAAUUAUGAAUUCAUCAAAUAUCAAAGAAAUGCAUGAUGUAAACUUCAAUGAAAUGAGUAAAGGGAUAUAUUUAAUUACAGACGGUAAACCGGAUGUUAGCUGUUCUUCAUUGAUUAAAAAUAUUAAUGAAGUUUGGAACCUCACUCCUGACAGUAAUGUUGACUCACAGAAUACAAAAAUAGCCAGAACCUCUAAAACGUUAAAUAACACAACAAGUAAAAAGGAUAAAAUCAAACAUACAAAAGCUUCUAAAUUGGUACAAUUACACAAAUGUCCACCAAUACACACAAUCUCUUAUACAAAUGAUCAAACUGCUUUAUUAUUUCUGAAAAAGUUAUCAAAUUUAACUAAUGGACGUUUUCAUACAUUUCUGGAUAUGACAUCAACAAUUAAUGUGUUUUUAGAUUAUUUAUUACAAUCUUUAUCUAAAAUGAACACAAAUGAAAAUGAUAAUAGAUCCACAUAUCAAAAAGAUAUUUUAUCAUUUCCUAAUAUUCAAUCAGAUGAUAUUAGAUUAAUACAGAAAGAAAUUCGAACAACUUAUAGAACAUUGAUUUGUCUAAAAUAUUUUCAAGAUGUAUAUAAAGAAACAAAAUUGCUUCGAAAGUAAUAAUCAAUAAAAUUGUGCUAUUUUAA
This is a messenger RNA of Schistosoma haematobium, 5951 nucleotides long. Its product is annotated as von Willebrand factor A domain-containing protein 3A. The transcript is spliced from 15 exons. NCBI's taxonomy places the organism in Eukaryota, Metazoa, Platyhelminthes, Trematoda, Strigeidida, Schistosomatidae. The record is from RefSeq and is a predicted model, not a curated record. The coding region runs from base 2386 to 5925 and encodes 1179 amino acids.